Tilletiopsis washingtonensis is the source of this 1650-nucleotide messenger RNA. RefSeq lists its product as hypothetical. The coding region runs from base 24 to 1421 and encodes 465 amino acids. The transcript is spliced from 11 exons. NCBI's taxonomy places the organism in Eukaryota, Fungi, Basidiomycota, Exobasidiomycetes, Entylomatales. The record is from RefSeq and is a predicted model, not a curated record. Gene Ontology annotation, molecular function: arylformamidase activity.
CCACCACCGCCGCACACGACACCAUGCCGCACGACGCCGGAAGCAGCAGCAGCAGCGGCGACAAGCACGCCGGCGAGCAGCACCACCACCACCGGCACCGCAGCAUCGCCGAGCGCUUCGGCGCCGUCGUCACACGCACGCCCGCCGCCGUCGUGCCGUCCUUCGCACGCUCGCACCGCGAGCACCACCACGCCCACGACGCCGGCGCCACCGAUGCGGCGCACCCGCAGCCCGAGUCGGCACGCCACCGCCUCGCCGCCAUCGCCGGCCAGCUGGCCAGCGCCACGAGCGGCGCCGCGCAGAGCCUGCCGCAGCUGCCGCACCGCACGCUGCGCCGCAGCGACUGGAGCCACAUGCCGGCCUACGCAGACCUGCCAACUGAGGGCGGCUUCUCCGGCUGCGCGUGGGACGUGUGGGGCAAGGGCGACGAGCUCGGCACCAUCAACCUGCUCACGCCCGAGGUCGUGUCGCGCACGGCGCGCGAGGAGAUCAAGAGCGGCGUCGCCAUCUCGCUCAACUGGGCGCUGAACAUGCCCGACGUGCCCUUCUUCGGCCGCGCGUGCAUGCAGCACAGCAUCAACGCCAAGACGUCGCCGGCGUACGUCGAGCGCCGCAGCGCCAGCAUCGCGCGCCUCAACGCCGCCGGACACGGCGUCGAGGACCGCUCGGACCCGAACGACCCCAGCGCGGCCCCGCUUGCCGACGAUACCGUCUUUAUGAACACGCAAAGCGGCACGCAGAUCGACGGCUUCAGGCACUUUGGCCAUCUCGGCCUGAACUGCUACUACCAAGGCGUCAAGCAGGCCGACCUCGCGUUCGGCAAGCAGGACGGCAGCCAGGGCACACAGCUCGGCGUGCAGGCGUGGGCGCAGCACGGCAUCCAGGGCCGCGGCGUGCUCAUCGACGUGUGGGGCUACUUCAAGCAGAAGAAUGGCGGGCGCGACCCGUGGGAUCCGUGCACCACGUUCCCGAUCACGCUGGCCAUGCUGAAGGAGGCCGCACGCGCGCAGGGCGUCAACCGCUUCCACAAGGGCGACAUCCUGCUUGUGCGCAGCGGCUUCAUCGAGCGCUACACCAGCGCCUCGGGCCUUGAGAAGCAGCACUGGGGCCAGAAGGGCCAGGAGCGCUUUGCCGGUCUGGCGCAGGGCGAGGACAUGGCCGAGUAUCUGUGGAACAAUCACUUCGCUGCUGUCGGCGGCGACGCACCCGCAUUCGAAAGCUGGCCGCCGCCGCUCGGCCACUCGUACCUGCACGAGACGCUGCUCGGCCUGUUCGGCCUGCCGAUUCUCGAGAUGGUCGACCUGCAGGCGCUGGCGGCGCACUGUGCCGCGCAGCGGCGGUGGACGUUCUUCUUCUCUGCCUGGCCGCUCAACCUGCCCGGCGGCGUCGCCUCGCCGCUCAACGGCAGCGCCACGUUCUGAUGCCUCGCACACCCGUAGCAGCCACCCCUGUGCCGCGCGCGCUGGUCUGUCGGACCUGUCUAGAUUACCCGUGCACCCUGUGCAAGCCCUAUGCUGUUCCUUCCCUAUGCCGGCGGCACGGGCGCGCCCGCCGGCACGACGAUGCCGGCGCCUGACCGGGCAGCGGCCGACGCAGGCGGGAGCACCUCGCUGAGGCUGCCGAGGCGCGGGCCAGCUGACGCGUCGAUGA